AGUUGGUCGUGUUGAAAUAGGCCCAAAAAACGGACCGACAAAAAUCGAACGGUUACCGUUUAGUUGUUUUUGCCGACACUUUCUAUCUUACCAUUCUUCUCUUAAUAGAGAAAAUUUAGUGUGAUAUUACGAUCUUCCAAUAGUUAUUUUAACUGUUAUAAUGCGUAAAUACGUGGCGUAUUAUCAUGUACCCAGUUCAGAGGAGGAGGACUGUUGCCAUGGUUACCGAGGUUAUCAGAAUUUACGGAGAGAGUCCAAAAUGAUCCUGUUCGGAAAACCGUUCCACUCCGUGACAGACAAACGGUCACAAACAAAUGACUGCGGAGAGAACAGCGUCACAAUCGUCACCGAGAAGAAGAUAGAAGAUGACGCUUCUGACUCGUCUAGCGGAGAAACUGUGGAUAUAGAAGAAAAAUCCCUACCCCUAGUGGAACCACCAUUACAAGUGAACCAAUCAGAGGAAGGCCAUGCGGCGCAGUGUGCGUGCCCGAACUGUGAUGAAGUCCUCUCAAGAUAUGCGGAGUGCAGUAUAUGUUUGGAGCCUUUACAGUGUUGCGGUCCUUGCGUAUGUCCGUGGUGUGGUGGGGUGUGGUGUGCCCGGUGCUCCCGUCGCAUGACCAGAUGUGCCUGGUGUCGAGGUGCCCUGCGGACCCCAGCGACCCCCUGCCUUGCGCUGCAACGCCUUAUCAAUGAUCUGAUGCUGCCUUGCAGGAAUUAUAGACGAGGUUGCACCGAGCUACUCACCGCAAACAUAAGAGUGAAACACGAGGAAGAAUGCAAGUUCGACACAAUGGUGUGUCCCAUAACAGCCACCUGCUGUUCCGUCCCAUUCGAGGAACUAUCCGCCCAUCUCCAGUCCACCCACAACAUCAUAGCCGUCUACUCACAAAAGAUCAAAAUCCUCAUAGAAAACUUCCAAACCAAACUAAAGAAAACCGCCUGCUGCAGGACAAAAUACAAAAUCAUCCUCCUCUACCAAAAAAGCGCUUUCAUCAUCAAAGUCUGCAUCUACAACUAUCACGUUAAAGUCGAAGUCAUGAGACGAAAACUUGGCCAUAUAGCGGACGUCAAAUCAGAAACAAAGAAAAGCGACUAUUGCGCUUUAAUCGAAUUUCAAAGUAAAGCCCUGUGUACAAAGUCUGCUAUACUAAUUGAGAAUGAAGCGUAUAGCAAGAAAGCUGAAGUACAAUGGAGCGAUGUUGUUAUGAAAGCUGAAAACGAUGAAGCUAUAACUAUCCAUGUUAAUAUAGGCAAGACAGAUAGCGAUAAUGUUAAAGAGAUUGCUGAAACGUGAUCGUGUGAUACUGUGACUGAUCUAACUGCGAAUGUGAUAUUAGAAGUUUUAAUAGUGACAGUGCGUUCUGCUCAAUCUGUUAAACGAAGUUUCGAGGACUAUGUAAAUAUUACCUAUGUAUAUUUUACUGUAUACUGUAUACUAGUUUUAUGAAUUGGACGUUUUCUUGGCUCUGCACUGUGUUCCUAUUGAAUUGUAUUUUAUAAUCGUGAACUUUUUUGAAAUGUAUUCUUUCUAUUAACGAUAUUAUUUGCUUGACAAUCAACUUGAGAAAUUUAUUUACAUAUGAAUCUUGAUUUUGCACAAAUUACUGUCAUGCAUUUUGUGUAGC
Colias croceus (clouded yellow) is the source of this 1625-nucleotide messenger RNA. Its product is annotated as E3 ubiquitin-protein ligase SINA-like 5. The transcript has 5 exons. Gene Ontology annotation, biological process: proteasome-mediated ubiquitin-dependent protein catabolic process; multicellular organism development. The record is from RefSeq and is a predicted model, not a curated record. Gene Ontology annotation, molecular function: ubiquitin protein ligase activity; ubiquitin conjugating enzyme binding; zinc ion binding. NCBI's taxonomy places the organism in Eukaryota, Metazoa, Arthropoda, Insecta, Lepidoptera, Pieridae. Bases 161 to 1294 code for a protein of 377 amino acids. Gene Ontology annotation, cellular component: cytoplasm.